Megalops cyprinoides (Indo-Pacific tarpon) is the source of this 1206-nucleotide messenger RNA. RefSeq names its product angiotensin II receptor, type 1b (gene agtr1b). The record is from RefSeq and is a predicted model, not a curated record. Gene Ontology annotation, molecular function: angiotensin type II receptor activity. Lineage: Eukaryota; Metazoa; Chordata; Actinopteri; Elopiformes; Megalopidae. Bases 1 to 1077 code for a protein of 358 amino acids. Gene Ontology annotation, biological process: immune response; G protein-coupled receptor signaling pathway; regulation of vasoconstriction. Gene Ontology annotation, cellular component: membrane. The transcript has a single exon.
AUGGAGAAUAUCACUGCUGGAGUCGUGGAAGGAAUAGGUGUCAAAUGCAACACAUUUGGUGUCCCCAAGUUCAUUUACACUUUGAUCCCUGUCAUAUACGGCUGCACCUUCGUCAUUGGCAUCGUGGGUAACAGCAUGGUAGUGGCCGUCAUCUACUGCUACAUGAAGCUGAAGACAGUGGCCAACAUCUUCGUCCUGAACCUGGCCGUGUCUGACCUGACCUUCGUCAUCACCCUGCCCGUGUGGGCCAGCGUCACCGCCGCCGGCUACCACUGGCCCUACGGCAGCUUCCUGUGCAAGGCCACCGCCGGGCUGGUCAUCUUCAACUUCUACACCAGUGUCUUCUUCCUCACUGCGCUGAGCAUCGACCGCUACCUGGCCAUCGUGCACCCGGUGCGGUCACGCCAGCGCCGCACGGUGGUGUACGCCCGCAUCACCUGCGUUCUGAUCUGGGCCUUCUCCUUCCUGCUUAGCAUCCCCACGGUGCUGGUCCGCGAGGUCCUUCCCAUCAACAACUCCAGCUUCACCGUGUGCGCCAACCUGCACAGCAGGGAGCUGGAGCACGUGCUGCUGGCCAUCAGCCUGAUGAAGAGCGUGCUGGGCUUCCUCGUCCCCUUCCUCGUCAUCCUCACCUGCUACUGCCUGAUUGGCCGGGCCCUGCUCCGCUCGCAACACAUGCAGAAGAACAGGUCUCGCGGGGACGAGGUGCUGCGGAUGCUGGCCGCCGUGGUGCUGGCCUUCUUCCUCUGCUGGGUGCCCCACCAGGUCUUCCACGUCAUGGACGUGCUGGUGCUGCUCAAAGUGAUCGAGAACUGCCGCACGCUGGUCGUCAUCGACACCGCCAUGCCCUUCACCAUCUGCAUCGCCUACUUCAACAGCUGCAUGAACCCCAUCCUGUACAGCUUUGUGGGGACCAACUUUCGGAAGAACCUGUUGCGCUUGCUGAGAUGUGCCCCCGCCCCAGCCGCGGCCUGCCCACACCCGAGCGUCGCCGCCAAAACCAGCACCCUCUCCUACCGGGCGGCUGAAACGCUGCACCUCGAUGACAGCAAGGCCACAUUGCCCGACGUCAAAUGAGCAUCCCCACAUGACCUGCCUGCAUCGUGCCAGUGGCCCUCAGUAGACAGUGUGAUUGUGAGGGUUUUUAAAAUUUGAAUUCCAAUCCCAUUGCUAUGAAUCUGCAUGCACCCAUGGAUCCAAAAACAA